GUCAACAGGAGAUGAGAAAUGAACCUCAGGUUGGAGGGAUCUAUGUUAGGUUAUUCCUGAAAGGUCCCAAAUUUCCACUUAGAAAUCCCAAUAGAUUUCUUAAAGGGCUGCUGGAUCAGUACCUUACAUCCAUUGCCGCCUCACAAUAUGAUGGCCAAGCUGUUGACACUGAACUUCCUCUACUUCUUUCUGCUGCCCCGGUCUCUUUACUCAGGGUGUACCCCGCUCUUGCAGAUCAUGUUGGAUAUCUUGGUUAUGUGCCCAAACUUGUGUCUGCAGUAGCCUAUGGAGCAAGCAGAGAAACAAUGGCUUCAGAAACCUAUGUAUCUGAGGAUGGUUCGUCGCAACAAAAUUCACAAACUCCUCAGGAGUGAGUUCGCCUUAGUUGUUUACGUAUUCUACAUCAGUUUGCAGGUAGCACCACCUGUGCAGAAGCGAUGGCAGCCACUAGUGUUGGGACACCCCAGGUAGUUCCACUUCUUAUGAAAGCGAUUGGUUGGCAAGGUGGAAGCAUCCUAGCUCUUGAAACCUUAAAGCGUGUUGUAGUUGCAGGGAAUCGAGCAAGAGAUGCACUUGUUGCACAGGGUCUCAAGGUCGGUCUUGUGGAAGUUCCUCUUGGCCUUCUUGAUUGGCGAGCUGGGGGAAGAAAUGGGCUUUGUUCACAGAUGAACUGGAAUGAGUCAGAAGCAGCAAUUGGCCGGGUUCUUGCAAUUGAGGUUUUGCAUGCAUUUGCAACAGAAGGGGCCUAUUGUACCAAAGUACGUGUCAUACUGAGUGCCUCUGAUGCAAUGCUUUCUGGUGAACCGACUAUUGUUGAUGCUGCUGCUGCUCUGCUGAAAGCUAUAGUUACUAGGAACCCAAAAGCAAUAUCUGAUUAUACAGUACAGUCGCAUUUUGUUUUGCUCUGGCUUACCCUGGAUCUGAUCUUAUUUCAAUUGCCCAACUCUUCUCAGUGACUCAUGUUUAUCAAACUUUUCAUGGUGGUGAGGAAGCUGCAGUUUCCUCUUCUCUACCUUUGGCGAAACGAAGUGUUUUGGGCGGCCUCUUACCUGAGUCAUUGCUUUAUGUACUGGAACGUAGAGGCCCAGUUGCUUUUGCCGCAGCAAUGGUUUCUGCUUCUCACACUCUUGAGAUUAUUUGGACACACAAGAUGCGAGCAGAGAAUCUGAUCCGUUAGUGACUCAUGUUUAUCAAGCUUUUCAUGGUGGUGAGGAAGCUGCAGUUUCCUCUUCUCUACCUUUGGUGAAACGAAGUGUUUUGGGCGGCCUCUUACCUAAGUCAUUGCUUUACGUACUGGAACGUAGCGCGGCCCAGUUGCUUUUGCCGCAGCAAUGGUUUCUGAUUCUAACACUCCUGCGAUUAUUUGGACACAGAAGGUUCUUCAGCAUCUUGGUGAUUUCCCUCAGAAAUUGUUACAGCAUUGUCAUUCCUUAUAUGACUAUGCUCCAAUGCCACCAGUGACAUAUCCAGAGCUGAAAGAUGAAAUGUGGUGUCAUCGUUAUUAUCUUCGAAACUUAUGUGAUGAAAUUAGAUUUCCUAAUUGGCCUAUUGUUGAACAUGUUGAGUUUUUGCAAUCAUUGCUAGUAAUGUGGAGAGAAGAGUUAACUCGAAGGCCAAUGGAUCUUUCUGAAGAAGAAGCUUGCAAGAUACUAGAGAUUUCCAUUGAUGAAGUAUCCAGAGACGACGCCCCUAAGAAACCAAGUUUUGAGUCAGUUGAGGAGAUACCUAAUAUAUCAGAGCAGAUUGAGUAUAUUGAUGAGGAAAAGCUCAAGAGACAGUAUAGGAAACUUGCAAUGAAGUAUCAUCCACACAAAAAUCCUGAAGGGAGGGAGAAGUUUCUGGCAGUGAGAAGUGCUUGCAGGUAUGCCAAAUUCCUUGAUCCUGUGUGAGGAUCUGUCGUUACUCAUGAAAAACGGAGACUAUAU
This is a messenger RNA of Sesamum indicum (sesame), 1925 nucleotides long. The record is from RefSeq and is a predicted model, not a curated record. Lineage: Eukaryota; Viridiplantae; Streptophyta; Magnoliopsida; Lamiales; Pedaliaceae.